This is a messenger RNA of Asterias rubens (European starfish), 4087 nucleotides long. RefSeq lists its product as uncharacterized. The record is from RefSeq and is a predicted model, not a curated record. Bases 14 to 1906 code for a protein of 630 amino acids. Lineage: Eukaryota; Metazoa; Echinodermata; Asteroidea; Forcipulatida; Asteriidae. The transcript has 11 exons.
UUAAACCAUAACCAUGGCAUUUUUAUUGAGUUCAGUCAAGAAACAAGGGCUUUUUAUUGUGAUUUUAUCACUCUUAUGCAGCCUUUCACUUUCGACUUUCACUGUUCACGAAUUAAAGUCUCGUUUUUGGCCCAUUUCUGACCCAAACACUUUUGGCAUUGCUUCAAAAAGUUUCGGAACGACGGCCAGUGCUAAAUUGGAAAAGAGCGCAGGUAAAACAUCGGGCAUUUUUACAACAGAAGACGGUCGUCCAGUCGUCGUAUUUGACGAUGUUUUAGACUAUAGGUUGCUUGUGGCUUGGGAGCAAUAUAUCCACCUUGGCGGAAUUUGGAGAUUUCAGAAUGGAUAUUCUGAGAACAGCGGUAUUUCCUGGACAGCAACCUUCGAUGCCGGGGUGUUCAAAAACUCGGAAACUGGCAGACGUAUUUUAAGCCUUGUGAAAAGUUUACCUAAGCAUCAUGGGAAGGGUAGUGGUGAUGGGGAGUACAAACCGUACAAAGUUGUCUGUAACAUCCUCAGAAGGGGUGAUGUGAUUAAAGUUCAUCGAGAUGCUGAUAAGGCAGAGGGCGAGUUUACUGCCAUUCUUUACUUGAACCAGCUGUGGCGUCAAAACGACUACGGAGAUUUAUUACUUUACGAGGAUAGAGACAUCUUUUCAACUGUGUCUCCAAAGUUCAACAGAGUUAUCAUAUGGGACAGCUCAAUAGAGUAUCUGACCAGACCACCCAGCAUGGGUUUCAAACAGUCGCAGCUAUUCCUGAUGGUUCACUUCACUCGAAAUCAAACCAAAGUGGAGGAGGCAGAGCAGACUCGACGGCAACUUUUAGCUCAUCAUGAAAAAGCAGCUCAAGAAGUCUUCCCUAGCAUGGUUGGAGCGGUGCCUGUAAUGGAUGUAGGAAAAUACGUGACACAGAAAUACACAUCGGCAAAUGGAAAGAAGAUCUACGUGUUCGAUGAUCUGUUUUCCAAGGAAGAUCUGGAUAAACUAAGAACCUUCACCGUCGACCACGGAAAUUAUUUCUUCGAUGACAGUAUCGACGCAGACAGUGACAAUGUCCAGUGGAUUGCUGCUUUUAGUAUUGAUAACUUCACCCAAACUACAGUAUGGAAUAUCACAAGACAAGUUGCCAAAUAUGUCUCAGGGACGGAUGAAUGGUUCCCGUAUGAUGUCGCAUGUAACGUGAUCCGAUCGUUCGACUACACAAGAAUCCACGAAGAUUGUGAGGUACAAGAAGACGAGUGGACGUUCCUUAUCUAUCUCAACCCAAACUGGACGGGAGACUUGUACGGUGAAACGGUGUUCAAAGAAAGUAAACUUGAGGACGCUGAAAAUAUAGCGAGUGUCCUUCCUCGUUAUGGUAGAGUUGCUCUGUUUCAGGGUAUCAUUCCGCACUCUGCAAGACCACCAAGUACUAUGUUCACCGAGGCAAGACUGAGUUUUGCCGUCAAGCUUUCUGUGAAUCCAGUUGUAGCGAGACUCAAAAUGUGGAAGCAGGAAUUUACACAUGAGGAGUACAUGCAUCAGUCGACCCUAGCGCUUCUCAAGUAUUACAAUGAUCCGAAUCUAGAAGGUUACUACAAGAAACUUCUCCUCGAAGCCGUUAAAGAACAGAAUGAGGUGGAGUAUAUACAGAGACAGGAAUUCCUGAAAGGUUUUCAAGAAGGGAGUUGGGCUAAAGCGGAUUAUGAUCAUGAUGAAGAGGACGAAGAAGAAUUUGAGUUUGAAGAAAAUCGCCCCUUUGACAUUGAGUUUCAAGAGAUCAACCGCAGAAGGAAGUAUAUUUUUUCUCUCUUCAAGAAGUUUGGUGAUGAUGCAGAAGCCUUGACGACUCACUACAUGCAAUUUGUCCAAGACAAUCAAGUUAUGAAGAAGAUGUACGUUAAGGAAAUGGAACAACUCAUUUGAGAAACAGGCCUGUACUUCUUUUAGAUUUUUCUUUCACUUAGGGAUUCUCAAAUUUGUUCUCAAGUCCCCUCAAGGGUUCCUUUACACACAUAGAUUUAUAUAUAAGAACUAGAGGGCGCACUGGUCUAUAAACGCAGCCCGGCAUGCGCGCAUGCGGCCAUUUUGUAAGUUGACAAAACAGCAUCGCAUAGCGUGUUCUUACGGGGCCUGGUGUGCAGCCGUUCUGUUAUAAACACAAUUACUCCAAAGUGUACUUCAUAUUCAACACGCUUACAAAAUGGCGCUCGUGUCUCCUUGCGGUCCCGUCGCGUUUGUGCAAGCAGCAUCACCAGUGCGCCCUCCUCUAUGUUUACAGAGCACUAACUUUAUUUUAUAGUUUUGUCACAACGAAAGCUAGACUAACCCAAGUAAAGAUGACAGAUGUUCACUUUUGAAUGAUUUGGUGCUGGAUAUGGGGGCGUGGUGAUAACCAUCCCCCCGCCCCACCCCACCCUCUCUUUUGUGUUUUCAUCGUGGGUUUCAUGUUAGAAUUUCCUUGAAGUUUAGGGGAGACUUCUGUACAGUUGGUAAAUAGUUUGGUGGUAGGUUUGGGGGGGGGGUACCCUCUGCUGCUACCAUCGGAUAUGGUAUAGAGUGCGUUCGUUUAGCUUCCCUGGGUCACCCCGGUCUGCCAAGGUGCGUUCGAAAAGCUUCGACAGGGCUCAGCCGGGUCAGCCCCCAGCGCCCUGCUUGUGGAGUGGGUCACUUAGGGGUGACCUGAGGAGCAUGCCGUCACCACGAGAGGGCGAGUGUGAUCGUUCGUUUAGCUCUUGUCUGGGGCUCAGCUGAUUGAGCACCGCAGGGAAGCUAAACAAACGCACCCAUUGUUUAAAUUACAGUGAAUCCUCUGCAAAAAAACGUCCACAAUAUAAGUCAAAACUUACAAAAACACAUGUGCUAAAAUCAUGAAAAAGAUUAUUUUAUUUUUUUACAAAAACUCUAUUUCCAUAUAAUGACAAAAUAUACAACUUGUCAUUGGUUGAAAGAUUUGUUUGCAAAACCUAUUUUCUACAGUCUGAUAAAAAUAAUUUGGUUUUAUCUAUCCACUUCUUCAAGAAAAUUUACAAGGAAAACUAAAUUUAGUUUGCUGCAAAAAAAUGAAGGUUUGUACAAUAUUUACACAUAAAUUUUACUUUUUGGGGCUGAAUUAUUGUUUUCAAAGCUAAAAAAAAAGCAUUGGAAAAGUAUAAGUUACUUGGUGAUUUGCUGGUGUUUUUUGAAGGGCUUUUAUUUUACUUUACGUCACUGUGUCAAUUCUUUUCAUUUAACUUUGAGUACAACUUAUCACUGAAAUAUUUUAUUUUAAUAAUAAAAAAACACUUUCAAUGUUGCGUGGCCAAAAUUUGGCCAAAAGAAAUGUUACAAACAAUUUUAGUUUAUCUGGAUGAAUCUUGAAAGAUGAUCAUGUUCAAAAUGGAAGGAAAAUAACAACAAUUUGCUUAUAUGCUGCAGACAGAACACAAACAAAAAUGUAAUGGACAGAGAUAAUGUUUGUAAGGAUCCUGAAAAUAAUUUUUUGUUUUUCAGUUCAACUACUAGUCUAUGAAAAUGGUCUAAAUUCUAGGGGGUAAAAUUUGCCAAAAAGUUGACCUAGCGACUGAAACUUGAAAAGUACUUCUAUUUGUUAUUGAUUCCACUAACUGUAGAGGCAAUACUAAGUACUCAUAUGGAUUUUGAGUAAGCUAUUGUGUAAAUUGUUCACACAUUUCCAUUUUUCUAAAAAAGGUGUCUAAACUGUAUAUAUUUAUAUAGUACAUGUAUAUUUUUGUGUGAUGGGUUUUUCUCAAUAAAAAAAGGAGAAUAUACAGUAUCUAAAUGUAAAUUUUUUUUUUAUAAUGGCCACUCUGUGAAAAGACUUCUAUCAGACUAACUGGAUUUCCUGUGACCCAAAAAUGCUGUAAGAACCAAUCAAUGGGAAAUGUGUAGAUGAAUAAUACGUUUGUGUCUUUCUGUAUACUCUCGGGUCUAAGUAUAUGUGAUCGAACAUAGAAAAAUAUCUAUAUCACGUGAAAGAGAAUUAUGCAUUCUUGUGAUUUAUUUAUUUGCAAGGCAAUUAAUAAUGCAGGCCUGUUACUUCUCAGAGGCAACAAAGGCGAUUGUCAUUGCCUUGGUGCCCUUCAAAUGCGCCCGUUUCUCACAAUG